Molecule: messenger RNA, 3790 nt
Organism: Episyrphus balteatus (marmalade hoverfly)
Lineage: Eukaryota; Metazoa; Arthropoda; Insecta; Diptera; Syrphidae
Gene: RpII140
Product: DNA-directed RNA polymerase II subunit RPB2
Exons: 6
Coding region: 170-3700 (1176 amino acids)
Biological process (GO): DNA-templated transcription
Cellular component (GO): RNA polymerase II, core complex
Molecular function (GO): DNA-directed RNA polymerase activity; ribonucleoside binding; DNA binding
Source: RefSeq, a predicted model, not a curated record
CCGCCACAACACCGCUUUGACCACAAGUUGUGUGGUGUUGCAAAAAUUUAUUCCGCAUUUAAAAAAAAUAUAAAUUGAAUUUACUUUGCUAUGAAUUUAAUAUAAAAAAUAUAAAUAACUAAACAAAUACAAUCUUAAAAUAUAAUUGUUGAUAACUACCGGCCUGAAAAUGAUGUACGACAAUGAAGAAGAAAUAUAUGAAGGAGAAAAUGCCGAAGAAAUUUCUCACGAAUUGUGGCAAGAAGCUUGUUGGAUUGUCAUCAACGCAUAUUUCGAUGAGAAAGGUUUGGUGCGACAACAAUUGGACAGUUUUGAUGAAUUCAUUCAGAUGUCUGUGCAACGUAUUGUCGAAGACUCGCCGGCCAUUGACCUACAAGCUGAGGCACAGCAUACGUCUGGAGAAAUUGAAACACCGCCCCGUUUUCUGUUGAAGUUCGAUCAAAUCUACUUAUCAAAACCGACACAUUGGGAAAAGGAUGGUUCACCAAGUCCUAUGAUGCCGAACGAAGCUCGUCUUCGUAAUCUAACCUAUUCCGCACCACUCUACGUUGACAUAACAAAAACAAAAAUUAUCGAAGGUCAAGAUCCAGUCGAGACACAACAUCAGAAAACAUUCAUUGGCAAAAUCCCAAUUAUGUUACGUUCGACAUAUUGCCUACUCAGUCAGCUAUCCGAUCGUGAUUUGACAGAAUUAAACGAAUGCCCGUUAGAUCCGGGUGGCUAUUUCAUUAUAAACGGUUCAGAAAAAGUACUCAUCGCUCAAGAGAAAAUGGCAACCAACACUGUAUACGUGUUUAGCAUGAAAGAUGGCAAAUAUGCCUUUAAAUCUGAAAUUCGCUCCUGUUUAGAGCACAGUUCACGUCCCACAUCAACACUUUGGGUCAAUAUGAUGGCUCGAGGUUCACAAAAUAUCAAAAAAUCAGCCAUUGGUCAGAGAAUUAUUGCUAUUCUCCCAUAUAUCAAACAAGAAAUUCCAAUUAUGAUUGUAUUCCGAGCUCUCGGCUUUGUCGCCGACAGAGAUAUUCUUGAACACAUUAUCUACGAUUUUGACGACCCCGAAAUGAUGGAAAUGGUUAAACCAUCUUUGGAUGAAGCCUUCGUUGUGCAAGAGCAAAAUGUUGCUUUGAAUUUUAUUGGAGCUCGUGGUGCCCGUCCGGGUGUAACAAAAGACAAGCGUAUAAAAUACGCAAAAGAAAUUUUACAAAAAGAAAUGUUACCCCAUGUUGGGGUUUCAGACUUCUGUGAGACAAAAAAAGCAUAUUUCCUGGGUUAUAUGGUUCACAGGCUGUUGUUGGCUUCGUUGGGUCGUCGUGAACUUGACGAUCGGGAUCACUAUGGUAACAAACGUCUCGAUUUAGCUGGACCAUUGUUGGCAUUUUUAUUUAGAGGACUCUUUAAAAAUCUCAUGAAAGAGGUCCGAAUGUAUACACAAAAGUUUAUCGAUAGAGGAAAGGACUUUAAUUUGGAAUUGGCCAUUAAGACAAACAUUAUUACCGAUGGUUUGAGGUAUUCAUUGGCCACAGGCAACUGGGGAGAUCAGAAAAAAGCUCAUCAGGCUCGUGCCGGAGUAUCUCAGGUGUUGAAUCGUUUGACUUUUGCCUCAACAUUGUCCCAUUUGAGACGUGUUAACUCUCCCAUUGGUCGUGAUGGUAAAUUGGCCAAACCACGUCAGUUGCAUAAUACACUUUGGGGCAUGUUGUGUCCUGCUGAGACUCCAGAAGGAGCUGCUGUCGGCUUGGUCAAGAAUCUGGCCUUGAUGGCUUACAUUUCUGUAGGAUCCCAACCAUCUCCAAUCUUGGAGUUCUUGGAAGAGUGGUCUAUGGAAAAUUUGGAAGAAAUUGCACCCUCUGCUAUUGCAGAUGCCACCAAGAUCUUUGUCAAUGGUUGCUGGGUGGGAAUUCAUCGUGAUCCUGAACAAUUGAUGGCAACCCUACGUAAAUUGCGUCGUCAGAUGGAUAUUAUUGUCUCGGAAGUGUCUAUGAUUCGAGAUAUUCGUGAUCGUGAGAUUCGUAUUUACACAGAUGCUGGACGGAUUUGUAGACCUUUGUUGAUUGUUGAGAAUGGCAGCUUGUUGCUUAAGAGAAAUCACAUUGAAAUGUUGAAAGAACGUGAUUACUAUAAUUACAGUUGGCAGGUACUUGUGGCAUCUGGAGUGGUCGAGUACAUCGACACUCUGGAAGAGGAGACAAUUAUGAUUGCCAUGUCCCCCUACGAUUUGAAACAAGACAAAGAUUAUGCCUAUUGUACGACUUACACUCAUUGUGAAAUCCAUCCAGCUAUGAUUUUGGGUGUGUGUGCGUCCAUUAUUCCAUUCCCCGAUCACAAUCAAUCACCUCGUAACACAUAUCAAAGUGCUAUGGGUAAGCAAGCUAUGGGUGUCUACAUUACUAAUUUCCAUGUUCGGAUGGACACUCUUGCUCAUGUCCUUUACUAUCCAAUGAAACCUUUGGUCACAACUCGUUCCAUGGAAUAUCUGCGUUUCAGAGAGUUGCCAGCUGGUAUUAAUUCUAUUGUAGCUAUUUUGUGUUAUACUGGAUACAAUCAGGAGGACAGUGUUAUCUUGAAUGCUUCGGCUGUGGAAAGAGGAUUCUUCAGAUCCGUGUUUUACCGUUCAUACAAAGAUUCUGAAAACAAACGUAUUGGAGAUCAAGAAGAACAAUUUGAGAAACCGAACAGAGCCACAUGCCAGGGAAUGAGAAAUGCACAUUAUGACAAAUUGGAUGAUGAUGGAAUUAUUGCUCCAGGUAUUCGUGUGUCUGGUGAUGAUGUGGUUAUUGGAAAGACUAUUACUUUGCCAGAAAAUGAUGAUGAGUUGGAAAGUACAACAAAACGUUUUACUAAACGAGAUGCUUCAACUUUCUUGCGUAACUCUGAAACUGGUAUUGUUGAUCAAGUGAUGUUGACAUUGAAUAGUGAGGGUUAUAAGUUUUGUAAGAUUCGUGUCCGUUCAGUGCGUAUUCCACAAAUUGGUGAUAAGUUUGCCUCACGUCACGGACAAAAGGGUACCUGUGGUAUACAGUAUCGUCAAGAAGAUAUGGCAUUCACAGCCGAAGGACUUACACCAGAUAUUAUUAUUAAUCCUCACGCUAUUCCAUCUCGUAUGACAAUUGGGCAUUUAAUCGAGUGCUUGCAAGGCAAGCUGGGUUCGAACAAGGGUGAAAUUGGUGACGCAACUCCAUUCAACGAUGCCGUCAACGUACAGAAAAUUUCAACUUUCCUCCAAGAAUAUGGUUAUCAUUUGCGUGGCAAUGAGAUCAUGUACAAUGGACACACUGGUAGAAAAAUUAAUGCUCAGGUAUUUUUAGGGCCAACAUACUAUCAACGUCUCAAGCAUAUGGUGGAUGACAAAAUCCAUUCCAGAGCUCGUGGUCCAGUGCAGAUUUUGGUGCGACAACCUAUGGAGGGUAGGGCUCGUGAUGGUGGUCUACGUUUCGGUGAGAUGGAACGUGAUUGUCAGAUAUCUCACGGUGCUGCGCAAUUCUUACGUGAGAGGCUCUUUGAAGUAUCUGAUCCCUAUCGCAUUCACAUUUGCAAUUUCUGUGGCUUAAUUGCAAUUGCAAAUUUGCGUAAUAACACUUUUGAGUGUAAGGGAUGCAAGAAUAAGACUCAAAUCUCCCAAGUUCGACUUCCGUAUGCGGCCAAGUUGCUGUUCCAGGAACUAAUGUCAAUGAACAUUGCACCACGUUUAAUGGUUAUUUAAAAUGAUUGUGUUUUUUUCCUCCUUUAUCAUUUUGUACUAGAACGUAUUUUAAUUAAAAAAAAUUAAAUUAUAAAUAAGACAAAAAAAUAA